Pungitius pungitius (ninespine stickleback) is the source of this 5321-nucleotide messenger RNA. It is a transcript of the gene neurl4, whose product is annotated as neuralized E3 ubiquitin protein ligase 4. Gene Ontology annotation, molecular function: ubiquitin protein ligase activity. The record is from RefSeq and is a predicted model, not a curated record. Lineage: Eukaryota; Metazoa; Chordata; Actinopteri; Perciformes; Gasterosteidae.
UAUAGAUACAUAUAAGAGUCAAAGUUAGUGUUCCAAUCAUAUUUUUUCUUUAAAUAGUACACGUGUUAAGCUUCAAAUAGAAGUUGUAUUAAGUCAGACAAAAAUAGGCUUUAUGGUAGAAUACAUUUUACGCGGAACUGGGCGCGGUGCAGGGUGCGGGCGAGUCGUAUCGAUUACAGUAGCCUCCCGGCUGCCGUAACGCUGGCAACUGUCGCAAAUCCCGACUGUCGUGAAUAUCGGCCGCCCACUGAAGAUGGCGGCGGAGCUGCAUCCGCGGAGCGGAAAGCUGAUCGGUCUGUCUAACUCGAACCGAACCGCCCGGCGCAACCAGCCAGUCCAGGAGUUCAACCACGGCCUGGUGCUUAGCAAGGAGCCGCUGAGGGACCGGGAUGUCUUCACCGUGCGCAUUGACAAAAAGGUGAACUCGUGGAGCGGCUUGGAGAUCGGCGUGACGGCCCUGGACCCCGCCGCGCUCGACUUCCCCAGCAGCGCCACGGGCCUCAAGGGCGGCUCGUGGAUCGUGUCGGGCUGCUCGGUGCUGCGCGACGGCCGCUCGGUGCUGGAGGAGUACGGCCGCGACCUGGACCAGCUGGCCGAGGGCGACCGCGUGGGCAUCCAGCGCAGCGCCCGCGGCGAGCUCCACCUGUGGGUGAACGGGCAGGACUGCGGCGCGGCCGCCAGCGGCCUGCCGCCCAGGCUGUGGGCGGUGGUGGACCUGUACGGCAAGUGCACUCAGGUGACGGUGGUGGGCUGCGAGCCGCCGCCGCCGCCCGCCACGACGGAGAAAGAGACAAUAGGGCUGGGCGAUGAGGAGGAGGAGGAGGAGGAGGAGGCGGACGGGGUGGAAGAGGAGGUGGAGGAGGGGGAGGAGGAAGAGGAAGAAGACGUGGUGGUGUGUGGGGGUCGGGGCGAUGGCGGCGUCGCGGCCCUGAUGAAUGUCGCAGCAAUGAAUGGAAUGAUGAAUGGAGAUGAAGUGCCUGAGCUCGGUUGCAGUCACAGCCGACCGGACAAGUUCCCCAACAACCUGGAGCCGGAAAUGGUUCUAACGGAGCACCAGCUCUUUGACGUGUUCAACAACGCAAUAGUGUCUUUUUAUCGCUCCGAGGACGAGGGCGGAGGGGAUGAUGGAGGAGGAGGAGGAGGAGGAGGAGGAGGAGGAGCAGCAGCAGGAGGAAACCCAGGAUCCGACUCCUCAUCCAGGAACGACAGGGGCAGCAGCAGCGGAGGGGGUGCAGUCAACAGCGACAGUGGAACAGGGACCACGGGUGGUGGUGGAGGAGGAGGAGGAGGAGGAGACGGCGGAAACGGCAACAACAGUCCCGCCGGCAACGGGGGGGUCGGGCUGGCGGCCGGCGCCGGCGCCACCACCACCAACGACGCGCUGCUGUUCCACGAGAAGUGCGGCACGCUGAUCAAGCUGAGCAACAACAACAAGACGGCGGAGCGGAGGAGGCCGCUGGACGAGUUCAACAACGGCGUCGUGAUGACCAACCGGCCGCUGCGACACAACGAGAUGUUCGAGAUCCGCAUUGAUAAGCUGGUGGACAAGUGGUCCGGCUCAAUAGAGAUCGGCGUGACCACCCACAAUCCCAACAACCUGGACUACCCGGCAACUAUGACCAAUCUGCGCUCAGGUACGAUCAUGAUGAGCGGCUGCGGGAUCCUGACCAACGGGAAAGGGACCCGCAGGGAGUACUGUGAAUUCAGCCUGGAUGAACUUCAGGAGGGAGACCACAUAGGCCUGAUGCGCAAGGCCAGCGGAGCGCUGCACUUCUACAUCAACGGCAUCGACCAAGGUGUCGCGGCGGCCCAGACGCCGGGCGUGGUCUACGGCGUGGUCGACCUCUACGGCAUGGCGGUCAAGGUCACCAUAGUGCACAACCACAACCACAGCGAGCGCCUCAGGCGCAACAACGCCAUCAUGAGAGCCCUGUCGCCGGAUGUGGGGCGGCCCCGGGCGGCCCUCUCCCUCACGCCGGACUCGGAGGGGCCCGACCGGCUGCUCUUCCACAGCAACUGCGGCCAGAAGGCCGCCAUCAUCAGCGAGGGCAGGACAGCACUGCGGCCGCAUGCGACGGACGACUUCAACCACGGCGUGGUGCUGAGCGGCCGGCCGCUGCGCUCCAACGAGGUGUUCCAGGUCCGCAUCGACAAGAUGGUGGACAAGUGGGCGGGUUCCAUCGAGAUCGGCGUCACGACGCACAACCCGGCGUACCUGCAGCUGCCCUCCACCAUGACCAACCUGCGCUCGGGCACGUGGAUGAUGACGGGGAACGGUGUGAUGCACAACGGAACGACAAUACUGGACGAGUACGGCCACAACCUGGACCGGCUCAAAGCGGGCGACACAGUAGGUGUGGUGCGGAAAGAGGACGGCAGCCUCCACUUCUUUGUAAACGGCGUGGCUCAGGGCCCGGCGGCCUGGAACGUCCCCCCCAGCGUCUACGCCGUGGUGGACCUCUACGGCCAGGCCGCGCAGGCCACCAUCAUGGACGACAUGGUGGACCUCCUGCCUCUCCCCGAGGACGGCUCAGACGGCCCCACGGCCACGUCCCCCGGGAGCCCCUGCUCGGUGGGGGGGGGCGGCGCGACCAACGACCUGCGCUUCCACCACCUGCACGGCACCAACGCCGUCAUCACCAACGGGGGGCGCACCGCCCUGCGGCAGAACUGCCGCAGCGAGUUCAACGACGCCAUCGUCAUCUCCAACAGGUGCCUUCGAGAUGGAGAGCUCUUUGAAAUCGUCAUUCAGAAGAUGGUGGACCGCUGGUCGGGUUCCAUUGAAGCAGGAGUGACAGCCAUCAGGCCAGAUGAGCUUGAGUUUCCCAACACAAUGACUGAUAUCGACUAUGACACUUGGAUGCUGAGUGGCACGGCCAUCAUGCAGGAUGGCAACACGAUGCGCAACAACUACGGUUGUGACCUAGACUCUCUGACCACAGGCUCUCGCAUCGGCAUGAUGCGCUCAGCCACCGGCGACCUCCAUUAUUACAUCAACGGGGUGGACCAAGGCGUCGCCUGCACCGGCCUGCCGCCAGAGGUGUACGCCGUGAUCGACCUGUACGGUCAGUGCGUCCAGGUGUCCAUCACCAGCUCCUCGGGCCCGCUGGACAACAGCCUCUGCACCAGCAACAUCACCGAGAAGAGCUUCCCCAUCCACUCGCCAGCCGGCGUCGCCCAUCGACUCCACGGCAAACACGGCAAGAAUGUGGUGUUGCUCGGCGACGGCUGCCAGGGCGUCCGAGUCGGGGGAUACGCUCACUACGCUCACGGCAUCGUGUUCAGCGCCAAGGAGCUCAAAGCCGACGAGCUGUUCGAGGUGAGGAUUGACGAGGUGGACGAGCAGUGGUGCGGCUCGCUGCACGUCGGCCUGACCACGCUGGCGCCCCCGGAGCUGCCGUCGUGCCCGCUGUCGGGCCUCUCGCCCUCGCUCACGCAGCUCCGCACCAAGGUCACCUGGCUGCUCUGCGGCUCCGAGGUCCGCCGCAACGGCGUGCUGCAGCGGCAGAACUACAGCUGCUCGCUGGACCGGCUGACGGUUGGGAACCGGGUGGGUGUGAAGAGGUGCAGCGACGACACCAUGCACAUCUUCAUUGACGGGGAGGACAUGGGACCUGCGGCGAAUGCAGUAGCCAAGAACGUUUACGCCGUGUUGGACCUGUACGGGCGGAUAACCGCCGUGUCCAUCGUGAGCUCCUCGGCGAUGGAGGACGUGGAAAGCGUGAAGGCGCCGUCGCUCUCCCUGGACAGCUGCAGCGAAGGAGAGGAGGACGGCACCCCCGUCAGAGAGGCGGAGGCCGAGGUGUGCGCGUCGGCGCCGGCCGCCAUGGCGUUCCUGGAGAACCACGGCAAGAACAUCCAGCUGUCCAGCCAGAACCUGACGGCGGCCCGAGUGUGCAGCUACAACCAGGGCCUGCUGGUCACCGCCCAGCCGCUGGCCCGCCAGCAGCUGUUCCAGUUUCAGAUCGGGCUGAACCCGUCGUGGACGUCGUCGCUGUCGUUGGGGGUCAUAGGUCACUCGCCGGACCGGCUCAACUUCCCCUCCACAGCGUGUUGUCUGAAGCGCUCCGCGUGGCUCUUGCAGAGAGACUCGGUCUUCCACAACUCCUUAAAGAUAUGUGGAAACUACGGUCCUAAUCUGGACACUUGUCCCGAGGGGACAGUGUUGGGUCUGCUGGUGGACGCCAACAGCUGUCUCCACCUCUACGUCAACGGCAUGGACCAGGGCGUGGCGGUGCAGGACAUUCCUUCGCCCUGCUACCCCUUCAUCGACCUCUACGGCCAGUGUGAACAGGUUACUAUAGUAACCAACAACGUGGCCGCUGUGGGCGGGGAGAGUGGGGAAACCCGUUGCCAAGGAGACAUGGAAAAGGCGGACAUGGUUGAUGGAAUCAAAGAGAGUGUGUGCUGGACGCCCCCCCCAGAGGUCAACCCCAACAAGACCUGUGAGUACCAGGCACUGUGCUCCCGCUUCAAGGACCUGCUCACUUUACCAGAUGGCUAUUUUAACGAAGACGCACAGAACAACCUCUGCUACUGCGAGUCCUGCCACAAGCUCCGGGGCGACGAGGCGUAUUACAAGAGAGGGGAGCCCCGGGACUACGCCCUGCCCUUCGGAUGGUGCCGCUUCGCCCUCAGGAUCAAGCCCCACUGCGAGGCGUCCAACGCACUGAAGAAGUGGCACAUCGCGUACCACGGCACCAGCGUCGGAGCGCUGCGCCGCACGCUGGACCACAGCCAGCUGCUGCCCGGGACGUCCUCCGUCUUCUCGGUGACCCCGGCGAAGGCGGAGGGGCACGGCUACAGCGAGCCGGAGGAGAACAGCGCCCCCGGCAGGGAGGUUCCCCGGGUGCGGCUCUCCCCCACCAUGCGCUACUCGGGCAUGGAGAUCUUCGCCCCCAAAGUGCAAUUUCGGGACCCCCGUUCCCACCACAGCCAGGCCCAGGUGGGCUUCCAGGUGUGCGUGCGGCCCGGCUCCUACAAGGCGGGGCCGCAGACGCUCGGCGGCGGCGGCGAGCCGCUGGACCGCUUCAGCAACUCGGAGAUCGAGUGGAUGACGAAGGAGCAGGGCGGCACGCUCCUCUACGGACUGCUCAUCCGGGUGGAGUGAACCGGAGCCAAACGGGCCGACAACCAAAUCCAACCCCCCCCACCCCACACCCCCCCCCCCCCACCGCCUUGAGAGAGAGACUCCUCUGGAAUCCAGCUGUUUCAACCGUGGAUUGUUGACAAUUCAGCAUCAUCGAUUUAUUUUUUGGGGGGGUUUCUUUUGUGUUGUUUGCUCUCGGACUCUUUUAAAGGCCGGGGGGGAGGGGGAGGGG